GGGGAGAGAGAGUGAGUGUGUGUGUGGCCAACAGGCGUGAGCCUCGCAGCCCAUCAUCAGGCCUUUUAAUGUGAUCUGAGAAGCUUUGAUCGCUGUACUGGGCGGAGGCCAGCCUCAAGGGAGGCUGAGGAGAGGCUGGGGAAGGCCCCUGGUUCUGCUCCCCCUGGGCCUGGAGGGGGGGGGGCAGCUUCAAGGCCCUUAAAGGUCUGUGGCAGGGAACUGCUCGACUGGGACAAGGCCCCCUUGCCGUCCGAGUUUGGGGACCUGGGUUUGCUCAGCCCAAGAGGGGCUGGUGUCCUCAGGCUCUGGAGCUGGGGCCUCGGCAGCUACCAGGGAGCUUCCUCUAGAGGCUCCUGGGCCUUUGGAAGAAGGGGCUCUCCACAGGGGAUAACAUGGCUUAAACCGGUGAGAAGAUAAGCGACCUGGCGGGGUUUGUUCUGCCAGGGCCCGGUUGGCCUUCAGAGAGGCCCCAAGAGCAGGGGCCGAGGGCUUGAGGACACCUGGGCUGGCACUCUGAUCUCCGAGGAUGCCCGGGCCGCUCUCGGGGUUCCGGGCCUGCGGGCCCCUUCCAGAGGCAGGGACGUGACACGUGUGUCCUCUCCUCCCACGUGACUGCGACCAGCCUGCCAGUAGAAGAGCUCCUGUUACGGACACCUGAUCCCCACUGCCAUGUGGCCCAGGGAGAAGGUUCAAGUGAAAUCCGAGCGGGAGCCUUGGGCACGGGCUGGCGAGGAGGCGCCAGGGACGCGUCCUCUUGCAGGCUCGUUCCACCCCUGGGCUGGGUGUGAGACAGAGCGGCUCCAGGCUCUCGCUCACGCAGGGGAUUCAUAGGCAAGAGUCAGGGUCCUUUAGACAGAGGGAAGGUCCGAGAGGACUGUGAGCAAUGGGGCAGUGUGGAGGAAGGGGGAGGGCAGGCAGGGCUGGCGCUGCCCGCUUCCUACCUUCCUUGGGGAGUCGGCGCUAGGCGAGAGUCCCACUGCAGCCCGCUGCUCUCAGAGGCCCUGAGAGACCCGACUGCCUGGGUUUGGGGCCUCCAGAGUGGGAUCUGAGGUCAAGGAAAGAACUUGCAGGUACGAGUUCGGUGACUCAGAGAUGGGGAAGCUGCCUGAGAGAAAGCCGAAGGAACCGGUUGUUGCGGCUUGGCGUGGAGCCCCACGAGGGGCUGAGAGGCUCGCCGUCCUUUUUAAAUUAAGGAAGUUUGGAGCGAGCGCCUUCUGUCUUCAUCAAGGACAGGAGGAAGCGGCCUCUGUCUGUUUGCCACAUGAAUGAUUUAAAUGAGAGAUAAGUUUUCUGACCUGACCUGCACUAACUUCCCCUGAUCUCUGGACCUGGUGGAGGCCCCCGGCCUCCUGGGCCUUCUGCCUCCCAUCUCUGCCACCUCGAGCCUUUCUGGAGGCCUCCUUCAGACCCCCUGGUGUCCUCUGGGAAAUGGUGGCUUGGAGGUGUUCCUCAUGCUUUACAGACCGGCCCAUUCCCUCCUCUUCUCUCCCUCUUUCUCACGCUUCAGAGCAUGAGUCCAUCUUUUAGAGCUUUUAGAUCAGACACAUUUGGCCAUAAGCGGCACGGUGAGGCGGUAAGGCCCCGUAACUAAAGCUCCCCAGCCCUGGGGGCCUUCUAGCCCUGGGCUUGCCCAGCCCACGAUCCCCCUUUCCCUGGAGGCCACUUGGUGCUGCUUCCAAAAUGGCCCCAGAAUUUUCAGCGUCUCUUGGCCCCACAUCUUUGGAAGGAGCUCGUUCAGAGCUCACUCGGAGCCAGGUGAGAGGCCACCUUGUGGAAUGUGGGAUUCGGGGCGCUUUGUUCACAUUAUCACCGUCCUCUCCCUCCUUCUGGGGAAGAACAGAGCCCCCUCCCCCCCCAGUGCAGUCCAGCUCAUCACACACGGUUGUCGAGUUUCACAAAAACCAGCCUCUCAUCAUAGUUACGGGAGGCUCUGGGGGCCUUCUCCAAGGCCCUUUGGAGUUUAGAGCCUCAUCUCUGGCCUCCUUCAUUCUCGGCCCGCCUGGUGACCGGGGAGUGGUCUGGGCACUCUGGAGGUCCCCAAUGUCAGAUCGGCCUCAGGGAGGGAUGUAGGCGCUGCCCCUGACGCCCGGUUGCCUGGUUAGUUCAGAUCCACCCAGCAACUGGCCGCCGAUGGGCCCCGCGGCGGGAGGAAGAGGCCAAAAGGGAUGAGAGCACGUUUCUGAUGGAAAACAAGCCGGCCGGCUGUCAGAACCAGAACGGCCCCUCGCGGAAAACACUUGAACUUUUGAAACCAACUGGGCCACAAGCCUGGAACAUAAGCUAGAAGAGGAGAGAAAAGGGCCUCCGGGGGAGGGGCCGGAGGACCUCUAAAGACCCCUCUUAUUUCUCUGCAAUAUGUUCCUCAUUUCCCGGACAAAUCCCAGGAAACAAAAGCACCAGAUUCCAACAGAGUUGGCUGGUGUCGAUGACUGGGCCAGCAGCAGAUGGCACAUUGAGUUCAGUGUAGACAAAUGGAAAAUAAUUAGCGUGAGAACAAGAAGCCGGGGACUAGAUGGAACUGUGGUGAGGAAGAGGAGCGGAGGAGCCGUGGCCACCGCCUGGCCCCUGGCCCUCCCAGAGGGUUGCCCCGAACAGGAGCCCUCUGCCCCCCGAUUCACCCCCACCCAGCCCUGAAAUUCCCUGUUUGGAGGAUGGGGUUGGAGGCAGAAGAGCUGGUGACCCAAGGCCCCUGGCAAGGGGUUCCUCCUCCCAGGCCUCCCCAGGGAAAGGAGCCGCCAACUCGGGGUGACUUGGAGCUCUCCGAGGUAGACCCCGUGUCCCAGACCGUCCCACUCCUUGACUCCACCGGCUGAUGUUGGAGAAACUCUGUAAAAAGGCCCCUCUUGUGCUGAAUCUGGACCCAGCCCGGGGCAAGAUCACGCUGCUUCUGCUCCAGCCCAUCUGAUGUGUGAAAAUCGGCAGCUUUCGGGCCUCCAGCUUGGGUUGAACACACCCGGCCCCAAACCCACGCGAGCUUGCUCUCUCCCCCCCCCCCUCCUUCUUUGUGCCGGCCGGUGUCUUUCAGACCCCGGCUUCACUGCCGGGCUCCCCCCAGCGGGCUCUGAGACACCUCGGGGAGGUAGAGCAAGAGAGAAGGAGAAAGGCAGAAAAAGGCUCUUGGGGCUGCUUAAUGGCAUUUCCCUGGGGGCUUCUGGGGCAUUUUAGAGUGAGUGCUGAGGACUCGAGGUGCGUUAAAAAUCAUCGUGGUGAUAGUAGCACAGGAGGCAGUGAGACAAGUGGAAGGGCUGGGCUGGGAGGCAGCCGGCCUGGGCUCCUGCCCCAGCUCUGAUGCUGACUGUCAUGUCACUGUGGGCCGGCUGGGGAACUCUGCCCGCGUUUCCUCCUCCACAAAAUGAGGAAAAACGCUUGUGAGACUAGGAUGAAGGGAUGUUCAUGAAGGACCCAGGGAGGGGAAGGAAGACCCUGUCCGCAUGGAAGAAUUAAUGCUCCAGGGCAGGAAGAGAUUGUGCUGCACUCAGCUUCCCUGCCUUCCCUUCCCUUACUCUUGCCAUUUAUGCAGAAAGAAUGUAGCCAAGUGACUCUGGCCCUUCCUGGGGUGGGAAGAGCUCCCAGAGCCCUCCCUGGGCCACAGCUCCCAUCCCAGAGCUUUGGGAGAGUGACCUGCUCCAUUGGCAGGUGAAGAAACUCCCCCUCUUGGGACCAUCCAGCUCCUUGCCACUUCGCUGCCCACAGUAUGGCCUGGUCUUCCUCCGUCAGGGCUGGUUCUCUGUCCACUGGACCUCCCAGGCUCUCCCGGAGUUUUGGGGGGUGAGUUCUCGGGAUCACGGCGCCUCCCAGCAUCUUGAGAGAGUGGCCACAUCCCAGGGCCGCCCGCUGGCUGGUGGGCUCGCUCUGUUCCCCGUGGGGGACGUCUCCGGGACGGGCCUCACGACAUCUGGGCGAGGCUCCAUUGCUGAGGUCUGGGGGUGCAGAGACAGGGAAUAGGAAGGGUUCCUAUUUCCUUCUGGAGGAGCUUCUGUUCUAAUGGGGAAGGUGGGCGCUGUGAGCACGUGGAUCUCUGUUUGCAGUUACCUGUAAUGGGGACCAGUGCCCAUACAUACAGAAGGAGGAGAGAGGAGCCUGCGAGCUCAGGACAACCACAGGCUGCAGGGGGAAACGGGGUCUCGACAUGAGUCUUGACAGAAAAGUGGGAUUCUGUGAGCUGGAGCAGGGAGAGCAGUUAUCAGUCACUGUGUGUAAGGAGCAGUGAGGGCCUGAGUGGGCGUGGAGGCUGGACAAGGAGAAGGGACCUGGCCCAGAUAGCUGUUGUCAAGGUGGAGCUGAGGGGAGUGAGCAGUGAAGGAGCCAGAGCAGAACUGGGCCAGAACCCAGGGGGCCGGGAGCAUGGGGACCCCCAGAGAAAUAGGGGAGUUUGCAAGGAGUGACUUUGAGGGGAAGGGCAGUGAAUUCUGUUCUGGCCGUGUGGGGUCAAAGAUGGAGCACAGCCAGCUGGAAACAGCCGGCAGGCCCUUGGAGAAGCAGGCCCAGAGCCCAGGGGAGGCACUGGGCCUGGAGAGCCAAGCCGGGGGCCAUCGGCACAGAGACGGGAGCUGGACAGCAAGUGAGCAAGGGAGAGGACGGGCCGGGGGGAGCGCCCAGAGCUUUGCAGUGGGCCGGGAUGCUGGGCCAGAGAGACUGAGGAGCAGCUAGAAGGAGAGAGGGUUAGGAGGAGGACGGUUGGCAGCACUGGAUGCAGCAACCCGGUGAGGGACGAGAGCCGAGAGCGGGCCACGGCACGUGCCAAUGAGGGACCCUUGGUUAAGCAGAUGGGGGUGGGGGAGGGGAGCGUGCAGCCGCUGCCCCAGAACCUUCCCGAUGUAUCGACAGCGCGGGAGCUCCCUCAGGCUUUGAAGACUUAGGAGAGAAAGGCUUGAUCCUUCCAUGUGAAGCAGACGGUCCCACCAGGGUCUCCCUGCUUAUGUGUUAGACGGCCGCCCCUCCCAAGGGGUGAGUGACCCAGUUGCCGAGCCAGGGAGGGAUGGGGAGAAGUUCGGUGAGAAGAGGGAGCUGCCGUAAGAGACUGGGCCCCGGGCUGGGGCAGCUGCUGGCAGCCCUGGUGCCUCUUUCCCUCUGUGUGUCUCAGUUUCUUCAAAUGUAAGAUGCAGGAGUUGGCUCAGGUCCUCUCAGUUCCCUGUCAUGGGGUCUGUGACCCUCGGUUUAUGGCCCGAAGAUCUGAGCCCCCCCCCCCCCCCCCCGCCAUGGCAAUUGUCUGGGCCAGGCCUGCAGCCUCUGCUCCCUCUGCCCUCCCUGGUAACGAAGGCCAAAGAGAGAGCCUCCAUUUGGGUCUGAUUCUGUACCCCGCUGGCCAGCCUCCCCUCCAGCCCAGCCUCCCCCAGAGAGCUCAGCCAGCCUGGGCAGGAGUCCACGCAGGCCGGAGCGGGGCCAAGGGAAGGGCGAGGAGUCUCUCCCCACCAUCCAUCUCUUCGGGGGCUCCGAGCUCACUCUGCCCUGAAUUCCCAGCUCCCGGGAGCCGGCCAAGCGAGCCAGCUUCCCCGCUGUCAAGCCCCUUCGUGCUGUAACCUCCUUGAAGGUGACCUAGAAAGGAAGCCCUCUGCCCCGAGUCCCAAAGGCUCUCCUGGGGAGGUGCUGUUCUGCGAACCACAGACGUUGGCGGGGCCCAGGGAGGGCCUCGGGAGCAGGGGAGGUGGGCCCUGCCGGGCAGUCGGCUCAGCACGUGCCUCGAGGCCCUGUUUGGGAGCCGCCAGCCUGGGAUGCCCAGUGCCGGCCCUUGUGCUCUGCAGUACCAGGGGCACCUCUCACCGGCCUCUCAGCCCCGCGCCCAGCGCCUAGCACCCAGUGCCCAGCACGCCACUCCUCAGGGCAGGCCUGACCAAGUCACUCCUGAUGCUCGGGAUCCUCGAGCUCCUCUCCGCUGCCUGCGGGAUCAGCUUCUUCGUGGGCCACCUCUGAGUGGGUCCCCUUCUGUCUCUGCCUCGUCUCUCGGGCACCUCCUCCUCUCCUGCCUCUUCGAGCCCCUGGCUCCCUCGUGGGCUUUGCACCUCCCUGAUACCCCUCCCCCUCCCCAGAGUUCCCUAGAUUCACCUGGACUCUCCUUCCCAUUUACCUCUGACGGAGUCUGGGUGACAAAGGCCCCCCCGGAGCCAGAUCCCAGUGGUCUGGGGAAGUCAGGCCCCCUCUAUGGGACCCUGGAGAAAGGGAUUUGAGCCCAUUGGGCUCCAAUGGUUUUGGAGAUGCUGCUCUGACCUAGAAAGGAGCCCCCUGCCCCAAGUCCCAAGAGGAAGCUGGGGCCCCGGAGGAUGAGCCACUUUGGGCCUCUGCUUCCCCUUUCCAGCUCCUCCCUCUGUCCCAGGAGCUCCCAGUGACUGGUGGGCUGCAGGUCAGCCCCUCGAGGGUCACCCUCUGCAUCCAGUGACUGCCCUGGAGCCCCCUAGCCUGGGUUUGGGCCUCCAGGCUUCAAGCUCCCUGGGCUCCCUGGGUUGGGCUGGGCUUCUUUCCCAGCCUCCUCCUGACCUCCGUGUCACCCUUCUCCCUCACGGUAGGCAGGAAGAGGAUCUAGUCACAGCCCGACUUGGAGAGGAGGGAGUGUGGGGGAUUACAGAAGCAGGAGCGCCUGAUGGGAGAAGGCAGCUCUUCUCCCAAAGAGAUGAGUCACAAGAUGGGGCGGCAGGUGUCUGGGGGAGCCCCUGGGCCGCCAAGCCAGGUCUGUGUUGGGGCGGUCCCGGGAGCUCCAGCCUUUUGUGUAGCGGAGCUGGACCCCGGCCCCUUCUCGAGGGAGGCUCCUUUGGGCGGCUCCGUCCCCCACCUCUCCGGGGACGUGGGCAGAGACGGUCGCACCGAUGCCAGGAUUGGGAGGCGUGGGGGUCGCCCACAGAAAGUGUGCCCUUUGGGGUCCCCGGCAGUGGCGGCUGCCUGCAGAGAGCAGAGGGCUGGGCUCCCUGGGGCAAGGGGCUGCGGGACUCCAUGCCCAGGGCUCCAUGGGGGCCAGGGAUGAGCGCCCCCGGCCACGGCUGUGUCCUUCACCUGCAGGGAGUGCCAGGGCUGGCAGUGCCAGGCGCUUAACGGGGAGGACUCGGCAGUCACGGCUCUCUGACGGCGCCCCGGGGCCUGCCAGGAAACGAGAUGUUUUCCCAUUUGGGCUGUGAGCUUGGCGGGGCUGCCAGCCCAGGGGGCGCUGCUGGGCCGGAGCAGAGGGAAGCGGCGGACGUUCGGUGGGCUCCAUCGGGGCUCGGCCAGGGGAGGAGUCCUCAGGCUGGAGGGCAGAAAGGGGGCAGCCUUUCCUUCCAGGGAACAGAACUGAUGGUGGGAUUUCAGGCAUUGGCCCCCUCAGAGCGUGGCUUCUGUUCCCCAGGCCUGGAAGGGCCUGAAGCCCGUGUGUGUGUGUGUGUGUGUCUGGAGCUCGGUGCCCCUUUGGGGACAAGUGUCUGGGGCUGAGUGGGAGGCUGCAGCCCCAGGGGGCUGGUGGGGGCCCGCUGGGUCAGGCCCACCUCUGGGGGGGCUCCUGUUUCUGAGCCCUGGAGGGCGGCCCCUGCCUUCAUCAGCAGCCUUGUGCUCUGAGCUGCUCUGAGCCGGCCUUCAGGAGGAGGGGGAUCUCUAGGCCGUGCCCCGGGCCCUUCUGUCCCCCCACCCCCACUCCAGCUUGCUCACUUUCCCUCCUCCUCUCUUCCCAGAAUCCGCACUCAUCUCCUCAGAGUGGGAUGAUAUCACUUCUGGAGGGUGGGGAACAGGGGGAGAAGGCCGGACCCCAGCUUGCCCACCCACCCACUCACUCAGAGGAGUCCCAGGUGUCUGGAUGAGGCAGCUGUGCCUGUGCCACGCUGCCACGCCCCCUCACCCACCCAGGGGCCACACUGGCUAAAUGAGGCGCUGGUCACUUCCCUCCAGGAUCCCACCAGUGCCCAUGGAUAGACACAGGGCUCGGACAGGGGGCACCUCGGGCUGGCCCACAGCUCCUUCUUCAUGGGGGUCCCCCGACCUGGGUCAGGGGGGUUCUAGUCUGGAGGAAACACACUCUUCCCCCCCCCCAGGCCCUUCCUAAGCACUGGCUCCCCCCCCACACCAUGCUGUGGCGUCCCCUGGCUGCUCAGGGACAUCUCUGCCCAGGAUCCGGGUCAGGCCCAAUCAUUCCUCAUCUCUACCCUCAUCCUGGGCUUCCUUUGCAGAAGCCCCUGGAGGGGCAGGGCUGGCUGUCAGCUGUGAGACCCCUGAGAGUGGGGGGCAGCUGGACCGGGCCCCCGGGCCCCAGCCAGUAGCGCUCCUGUGUGCUUGGACUGGGGAUGCCCACCCAGCCCUCCAGGCCUGGGCUCCCAAGACAGUCUCAGGGGGAGUCCUGAGACCCAGAGAGGGGCAGCCCCUUUCCCAAGGAGGCACAGCAUCCCUGGGGAACCCACAGUGGGACUCAGCGCUUGCUCCUGGCCCCGUGUCCUUCCCUCCUCUCCCGGGCGCAGGGUUAGUGGGGGGGGGGGGCAGAGCAGGCCGCCCCCGCCCUGAGCCCAGGACGGCAGGAGGAAUCACUGAGGGGCAGCCCCGGGCCCACCCCCUGCCCCAUCCCCAGGGCCCAGCCUGCCCGGAGAGGGCCACGGGCGCAUGGGGACGUCUUCUGCUCCUUCGCAGGAGGUGAGCGUCGCGCCUGCUGAGCCUCCCCAGACCCGCUCGCCAUGCCCGGAAUCGUGGUGUUCCGCCGGCGCUGGUCUGUGGGCAGCGAUGACCUCGUCCUGCCGGCCAUCUUCCUCUUCCUCCUCCAUACGACCUGGUUUGUGAUCCUCUCCGUGGUACUCUUCGGCCUGGCCUACAACCCCAACGAAGCCUGCUCCCUCAACCUAGUAGACCACGGUCGCGGCUACCUGGGCAUCCUCCUGAGCUGCAUGAUCGCCGAGAUGGCCAUCAUCUGGCUGAGCAUGCGGGGGGGCAUCCUCUACACGGAGCCCCGCGAGUCCAUGCAGUACGUGCUCUACGUGCGCCUGGCGAUCCUGCUCAUUGAGUUCAUCUACGCCAUCGUGGGCAUCGUCUGGCUCACCCACUACUACACCUCCUGCAACGAUGUCACUGCCAAGAACGUCACCCUCGGGAUGGUCGUCUGCAACUGGGUGGUCAUCCUGAGCGUCUGUAUCACCGUCCUCUGUGUCUUUGACCCCACCGGAAGGACCUUCGUCAAGCUGAGGGCCACCAAGAGGAGGCAGCGGAACCUGCGGACGUACAACCUGCGGCACCGCCUCGAGGAGGGCCAGGCUACCAGCUGGUCACGCCGGCUCAAAGUGUUCCUCUGCUGCACGCGGACCAAGGACUCCCAGUCGGAUGCCUACUCAGAAAUCGCCUACCUCUUUGCGGAGUUUUUCCGAGACCUCGACAUCGUGCCGUCUGAUAUCAUUGCGGGGCUGGUGCUUCUGAGGCAGAGACAGCGGGCCAAGCGCAACGCGGUGCUGGACGAGGCCAACAACGACAUCUUGGCCUUCCUGUCUGGGAUGCCCGUCACCCGAAACACCAAGUAUCUGGACCUCAAAAACUCGCAUGAGAUGCUUCGCUACAAAGAGGUCUGUUAUUACAUGCUCUUUGCCCUGGCUGCCUAUGGUUGGCCCAUGUACCCGGUCCCGGGCCCUUUUCGACAAGCCCCACCUCCAUCCCGGGGAGGGGGCAGGUUCCUCUUCCCCAGCCAGAGCCAUGAGGUCACUGCAGAUUCCAGGGCCCUGGUGGCUCACGGCGCUUAUCGGCUCCUCACGAGGAGCUUAGGGAACUUGCCCCAUGUGGCGGAGCCGGGCAGGCCAGAGACGCUGCUCCUGGGGAGCAUGGGUUGGCUGCUGGCUCCCUCUGGUGGCCCGCGGUGGAGCUGCGCCCUGUCAUCCUCCCCAGCCUCCAUGCUCCUCCGUGUCCCCCACAGGUGCUGCCUCUGCCCCUCCCGCCCCCGCUUCGCCCCCGGGGUCACCAUCGAGGAGGACAACUGCUGCGGCUGCAACGCCAUCGCCAUCCGCCGCCACUUCCUGGACGAGAACAUGAGCUCGGUGGACAUCGUCUACACCUCCUGCCACGAUGCGGUCUACGAAACCCCCUUCUAUGUGGCUGUGGACCAUGACAAGAAGAAGGUGGUCAUCAGCAUCCGGGGCACCCUGUCCCCUAAGGACGCGCUGACAGACCUGACGGGCGACGCCGAGCGGCUCCCGGUGGAGGGUCACCACGGCACGUGGCUGGGACACAAGGGGAUGGUCCUCUCUGCCGAAUACAUUAAGAAGAAGCUGGAGCAGGAGAUGGUCCUCUCGCAAGCCUUCGGGCGGGAUCUGGGCAGAGGAACCAAGCACUACGGCCUGAUCGUGGUGGGCCACUCUUUGGGGGCCGGCACUGCCGCCAUCCUCUCCUUCCUCCUGCGCCCUCAGUACCCAAGUCUCAAGUGCUUUGCCUACUCCCCGCCGGGGGGCCUGCUGAGCGAGGACGCCAUGGAGUACUCCAAGGAGUUUGUGACGGCCGUGGUCCUGGGCAAAGACCUGGUCCCCAGAAUCGGCCUCUCGCAGCUCGAAGGGUUCCGACGGCAGCUCCUGGACGUCCUGCAGCGGAGCACCAAGCCCAAAUGGCGCAUCAUCAUCGGGGCCACCAAGUGCAUCCCCAAGUCGGAGCUCCCCGAGGAGGCUGAAGUGACCGCCAUGGCCAGCAACCGCCUCUGGACCCACCCCAGCGACCUGACCAUCGCCCUGUCGGCCAGCACGCCCCUGUACCCCCCCGGCCGCAUCAUCCACGUGGUGCACAACCACCCAGCCGAGCACUGCUGCUGCUGUGAGCAGGAAGAACCCACGUAUUUUGCGAUUUGGGGGGACAACAAGGCCUUCAAUGAAGUGAUCAUCUCUCCGGCCAUGCUCCAUGAGCACCUGCCUUACGUGGUCAUGGAGGGGCUGAACAAGGUGCUGGAGAACUACAAUAAAGGCAAGACCGCCCUGCUCUCUGCAGCCAAGGUCAUGGUGAGUCCCACCGAGGUGGAUCUGACCCCAGAGCUCAUCUUCCAGCAGCAGCCCCUGCCCAGUGGCCCCCCAGGAACCACCAUCCACUCCCUGGAGCCUCCGCCAGCCGCCCAGAGGAGCAGCAGCAUCAAGAGCCAGUCCCAGUCCGAGAUCAGCCUGGAGGGUUUCUAUGAGACCAAGGCCUUGUCCCCUGCAAGGAAGGACCCGGUGGAGCUGCUGCUGCUCACCACCCAGGAGCGCCUGUCGGUGGAGCUGCAGGACCGGCGGGCCCCCCUCGCCACCAUGGAGAGCCUGUCGGACAAUGAGUCCAUCUACAGCUUCGACUCUCGCCGCUCCUCCGGUUUCCGCAGCAUCCGGGGCUCCCCGAGCCUUCACGCGGUCAUGGAGAGGGACGAGGGCCACUGCUUCUACAUCGACCCGGCCAUCCCGGAGGAGAACCCUUCCCUCAGCUCCAGGACAGAACUGCUGGCCGCCGACAGCCUGUCCAAACACUCUCAGGACACGCAGCCGCUGGAGGUCGGGCUGGGCGGCGGCAGCGCCGGGGGGAGUCCACGGCGCCGCUCCAGCGGGGAGGAGGGUGGCUCUUCCCCUGCGCCGGCCAGGGGGGAGCUGACCCUGCACAACGGGCGGCUGGGGGAGUCGCCGAGCCCCCAGGUCCUGGAGUUCGCCGAGUUCAUCGACAGCCUCUUCAACCUGGACAGCAAGAGCAGCUCGUUUCAGGACCUCUACUGCAUGAUGCUCUCCGAGAGCCCCAGCGGCGACUAUGGCACGCUGCCCAAGUCGGUGAGCGAGCAGGAGAUCCUGCUGCGGGCCCAGUACGAGCCGAACCUGGUGCCCAAGCCCCCCCGGCUCUUCGCCGGCUCCACUGACCCGUCCUCGGGCAUCUCGGUGUCCCCCUCCUUCCCCCUCAGCUCCUCAGGAGAGCUCAUGGACUUGACCCCCACGGGCCUGAGCAGUCAGGAGUGCCUGGCCACAGACAAGAUCCGGACUUCUCCCUCUGGGCACCCGGCCAGCCCCUCCAAGCAGGAGGACCUCGUGAUCUCGGCCCUCUAGUUCUGGGGGUGGGGGGAGCUCGGACCCACCGCGCCAAGCAUGCGGCAGACCCGGGCCUGGGGUCGCCGUCCCCGCCUGACCACCGGCGAUGGCCGGCAGCGUCACGGAGGGCCGGCCGGAGUCCCCGGGCGCCCGCACAGCUGGGGAGGGAGAGGCCGAGCUGCCGGCGCAGGAGAGUGGAAUCACAGGGUCCGUUUCCCUACCUCAGCCCCAGUCGGUGAUGGCUCCCGGGGUCCCCCAUGAGCCGGGCGGGGGGCGAGCUGCCCGGCGCCACCAAAGCCACGACACGUCUGAAAAGGGCCAGGAAAGGGCCGGGCGGCACUUGGCCUCCCGUCCCGCCCUUGCCCCUCCAGGAGCAGCCCGUCCAGAGCUCCUAGGAAUGGUCAUUCGCUCUUCCCGUGGGCCCCGCCCGGCCCCCGCCAGGCUGGGGCCCUGCCAGCCCAUCUUGGUGCCCAGAGCCUGGGCGUAGGAAGGCGGGUGUCAUAGCAGUUGAUUUCUCUGACUGUUCCAUCUCCUCCCUGGCCCCCAUCGGCUGGCUCUUCCCCCACCCCCCACGUCCCUGGGUCGCCAGCCUAGGGGCUCGGGCAGCCGUCACAAACCAUGUGUUUACAGAAGCCAACGGGCUCAGCCGGAACCUUUCUUCUCUGGGCAGCUGGGGGCUCCCUGGGGCGGGGGGCACCCAUCCCAGCUCCCCUCCCCCCCGCACUCCUCCGAGGAAGGAGCCUUGUGGGCCCAGCUCCCUCCUCAGCCCCGGGACCCCCCGUUUAGUUGCACUUGCCCUGUGCCCCGUUCUGCUUCAAGGGGAUGUCCCAUUGAAGGGACCCUACGAGUUUGACCUGAGGCUUUGAGAUGGACUUUCUGAAGGGGAGGGAUCCCAUGGGCUCUGGGGGGGACGCUGGGGGGUCCCGGGACCCGGUAUCUCUGCACUGACCUCUCCCUCAUAGGCCCAUUGGCUCCGGCCUCGGGGCUGCCCGCCGGUCCCUCUCAGGGGGCCGCCCCCUCCCCUCACCCCUUUCUCCAACGUCUGCACCCCCCCAGCUGAGCCCCAGCUGCAUGGUGAGCUGUACCGCUUCAGAGAGGAGGGAAAGUGGGCAUGUGUGCUGCUUGCUGGGCUGUCCGUAGGCCUCCCUCCCUGCCUCCCUGCCUCCCUGCCAACUGCAUGCAUUCCCAGAGCUCAGGAUGCUUUUGGAGAGAGGGUCUUUGCCUGCUUCCCCCCCCCCCCCCAGUGUCCAGACACCUUGGAUGCCAGUAUUUGAAACGAAACCCUUUGCUACCUCCUCCCCGCCCUGUGGCCGGGCCACCUGCUCCCAGGCCGCAGCUCUCAGUCCCUUUGAGAGGAACGCCGGAGCGCCUCCUGCUGGGAGGCCCCGUCCAUCCCCCCUGCUAGCCCUCGCCCCCGUUAGCAGCAAGGGAAGGCGGCCCCCGCCGCUCACUGCCCUGUGAGGAAGGGGCAUGAAGGCCUGCUUGGGCUGCCUUAGAAAGGGAUGUCUGAGGGCCCUCCCCACAGGAGGGUUCUGUGGCCUCCCACAUGCUGCCAUACCCACAGAGGUGCCCAUCAGAGACUGAGCCUCCUCCCGCCAGCAGCCACCCCCCUGCGGGGGCACGGCCAGGGGUAAGCCCGGUGUCUGUUUCCUUGCUGAAUUGGGGGGACGCCUGGGGAGAGGGUAAGGGGUGAGACUUUCACCCCGCGGCCCUCGCCAGCCGGUACGGCCCGGCGGCUCAUGCAUGUGUGUGCGCCGGCCUCUACCCCCGGGGUCCAAGGAAAUGGCGGCGGUGCUGCCUCGCUCCCUCUGCUCGCCUUUCUCCCCGGCUCCAGGGGUGACGGCCAUGGCGUGCGGCUGCCGGCCUGCCCGGGCUGGGGUAGAGCAUCUCCGUCUCUACUCCCGACUCUGCCUCGGUUCCCUUCCACGGAGCUUCUCUUUGGGAAUGGCUCGGGUGCCGGCCUCUUCCCAAAGAAGGCGUCAGGAAGCCAGCGAGUGAAGGCCGCCCUCGGAGGGGCCUUCCUCCCUUCACCCCCUCCCCCUGCCCCUGUUUUUCCUGGGCUUCCAUCCUGAGCACUUUGAAAGGAAGGGAACGUCCCAUGAUGCACCUGAGCAGUGACCGCCGGGGGCCGUGGCAGAAGACCCUGCCUGGGGGUGGGGCCCGGCGUGGCGGCUGCUGCCUCCUAUGGGAGAGGAAUGAGGCUCUAUCGCCUGCUUGUCCUUAGCCCCAUCCGCGCCCCCGGCCCACCUGCGGCCCUCCUCCCUGUACAGAAGGGAGCUGCUGGAGCUUGGAAGGUUCCACUCCCACCAUAAGCUUGCGUCUGGGGGGGUUUUAGUGUCUGUUGGAGGUAGCCUUCUCCAUGGGCUCGCCUCCCCCCACACCCCCUUGCCUCGGCCCGCCAAACUCUUGCCCCAGAGGCAGGGCUAGCUGGGUGCUCCAGAACCCUCGGCCUCCCCACCGCGCCUCCCCAAAGGCUGUAGCCACACCGUGUUACAGGGCCGGGUUGGCUGGUCCCGGGUCCCAAGGCUCCUCUACGCUGGGGAGGAGCAGGUUCUCUCCCGAAGGUUCCCGAGAGCUCCGAGACACCGGGGCUCUGCCUCCAACAGAGAAGAACCUCUAGGUGUAAGGGGUCACUCCAUUCUUCCCUGGACCAGCAGGGAGCCAGGAGCAGCCACCUCCUCCCUCUAACCCCUCCCUCGCCUCUAGCACAGUUCCCCUCCCCUUUGCCCUCCGACCCCACCCUCAGUGGCCCUGUGCUGCUUCAUUCUCCAGGGGCCGCCCGAACCCCCAUAUGCAAUCACUAAGGAAGCAACCAGGCCCCCCCUCCCCGCCCGCUGUGGCCCCCACAGACAGUCACGCACUCCACGUGCCAUUCCCAUCUGAUUUUUUUGUAUCUAAUGUAUGAAAGAUCCAAACUAAUAAUGCUGUAAAAAAGGAGAGACAAAUUAAUAUAGCUUAUUCUAUAAAUCUAUCUGUAUAUAGAGGUUUCUGUAUAUUGUAUAGAGCUGUGUAUAAACUGGUUGUAGAAGCAG
This is a messenger RNA of Sarcophilus harrisii (Tasmanian devil), 14965 nucleotides long. It is a transcript of the gene DAGLA, whose product is annotated as diacylglycerol lipase alpha. The coding region runs from base 8616 to 11951 and encodes 1111 amino acids. The record is from RefSeq and is a predicted model, not a curated record. Gene Ontology annotation, biological process: lipid metabolic process. The transcript is spliced from 20 exons. Lineage: Eukaryota; Metazoa; Chordata; Mammalia; Dasyuromorphia; Dasyuridae. Gene Ontology annotation, cellular component: dendrite membrane; postsynaptic membrane.